GCCCAGCACGUGCCCCCACCCCGGCCCCAAAAUUCCCCAAUCCGCCCAGCGCCCCCGGUCUCCGCAGCUUCUCCCUACCCGCACUGCCGCGCACCGCCAAAUCCUCCUCGAAUUCCGCCGAUCCGGUCGGCCCCUCGUCGGAACCGCCCGCCCCGCGCAGCCCCGAUCCCCGCCGCCGGUGGUCGCCCGCGAGGCCAGGCGAGUCGGCGGCCCGUCACCCGCCCCCCGCGCUGUCGCCGGCUCUACCAAGGAGAAGAUCCUUAUGAGUUGGUUGGCUGUGAAUUCAUAUAAAUUCUGGUACUGUGAAAAUGGGUCAAAAGGUGGCAGGAAGUUCGUGACGAGAUUAACCAUAGACGAUUGAGGCCUGAGUGGAUUUAGUACAGGAAGAUCAGAUACAGUGAAAAGGGAGCGCAGUCGUGAUGGACAGAGCUGGCGGUAACCAAGCAGGCCAGGUGUCGAAGAAAGGAAAGAAGAAGCACGCGAAAGACGAGUCAGACCGGCAGAAGCAGGCUGAGAAGAAGAGGCGCCGGCUGGAGAAAGCGCUCGCAAACUCUGCCGCGAUCAUCUCGGAACUGGAGAAGAAGCGGCAGCAGAAACAGGAGGAGCAGAGGAGGCUGGACGACGAAGGGGCCGCGAUAGCCGAGGCGGUGGCCCUUCAUGUCCUCAUAGGCGAAGACUGCGAUGAACCCCGUCAGCUGAGGUGGAACGGCCAUAGAGGCCGCGGCCAUCGGGACGAUUUCGUGGAUCAUGAACCGGCUCUAGGCGCGCAAGGAGCAGGAGCAGAUACCUAUCCAUAUGGAAGCCGGUCACCGCUGGCACGGGCCCCUCGUUCCCACAUGCCCCAGUGGAGGCUCACCGACUGUGGCAUGUCCGGGCCAUUCUCGUUCUCAUCGUGGGAGCGAAUGGGCGAUUUUGAGGGGCUAUACUGCGAAGGGGCACCCUGCCAGACAGACCAAGACACUUACUGCCACGGCCUCGUAGCAGCAACCCAGGCCGUCUCUCCAUUCCGAUACGGUUCGGAGGAUCCAUUCCCUGCCCAUGGAACGGAGGGGGCUUCCUCCAUCAACAUCAUGCUGGGCGGCGCCAGCAACAGCCUGAACAUCUACAGAAGACAAUUCUAGAUCAUAGUUACUUUGUUUUUUACACCAAGGGUCGAUCUUUUCAUUUGCUGUGAUACUUAGUUUUGCGCCGAGAAACCGAAAGUGGAUAUAGGAUAUAUAGGAGCCGUCUUACUGUCGAGUCGAAGAAGAAGCGGUGUGUAUUUGGCGUCAGUUACAGACAGUGGGUUUUUGUGAUGAAUUAUUAAUAUAUGUUUUUGCUUUUACCA
Aegilops tauschii subsp. strangulata is the source of this 1327-nucleotide messenger RNA. RefSeq lists its product as uncharacterized. NCBI's taxonomy places the organism in Eukaryota, Viridiplantae, Streptophyta, Magnoliopsida, Poales, Poaceae. The record is from RefSeq and is a predicted model, not a curated record.